Messenger RNA from Drosophila melanogaster (fruit fly), 2994 nucleotides. It is a transcript of the gene Mnr, whose product is annotated as Membrane-bound notch regulator. The transcript is spliced from 3 exons. The coding region runs from base 152 to 1003 and encodes 283 amino acids. The record is from RefSeq and is marked reviewed. Lineage: Eukaryota; Metazoa; Arthropoda; Insecta; Diptera; Drosophilidae.
GCUCAGUGCAAAACGAAGCACUGAAGGUGUCAGUUGGGCUCCCGACGGUUUAAUUUUUAGCUCCCACAACGAACGCAGUUCUCAGCGAUUUUGACGCAAAUUAUAAACCAACUUUUGAUCCAAGGGCGUGACAUCGAUAGCGAGCAACAGGAUGCUGGCACUGCCUUUGCUGACUCUGGCGGUCCUCGCCAGCUGCGGCUACUCCGUGGACGCCUACUCCAGAUCGAGUCUGGGACAGGGACCCGAGAACAACAUCUUUGCACCCGCCUCAUCGAAUCCCACGCUUAACACCUACACGUACAACCAUCAGCAGGGUGGCGGCGAUAACGGUGGUGAUGGCGCUCAUGGCCAUGGCCACGGAAAUGGUAACGCCGGAAAUGGAAACGAUCGCGACAAGGGCGGCAACGCGGGGGCGGCAGGCGCCUCCUCGACGGGCGUAAUAGAUCCGCACUACGUGUUCGGUGCCAAGCACCACAUGCCCGUCAUACCGAACAUGCCCAUCUUCCCGUACAACUCGCCCACGUCGGCGCCUCCGUUUCAGCAGUUUCCUCAACCCAAUCAUCCAGGCAGCGUCCUCAACCCCGGCUACCCCAUGCACGGCCUGCAGCCGGUGAACCCGUACAAUCCGCCCUUCAUCUUUGGCCAGCUGCCAUUCUAUGGCGGUGGCGGGCCGACCGGGACUGGCGGUCCGCCCGGCGGCGUUGGAGGCGGCGGCAAUGGCGGCGUCGGCGGCGGCGUCGGACUGCCCAGUUCGACCUUGGGCAUCCUCGGCGGCGGCGGCGGCGGCCUGGCGCCGUACGGCAGCAACUACCAGGGCUAUCAGAGCCAGCACUCCAACGCGAAUAUGUACAACAAGCCGCCGCCGCAGUACCAGAACCAGAACCAACAGAACCCCUACAACCGGCGCACCCAGGCGCAUCCCUCGGCAGCCGGCAGUCUGGGCGGACUGGGUAUGCCCGUCCUAAUCUUGGGGCUCGUCCUGGCCCUCCUGCCGCAGACGUAAUAGGCUGGGGCGGUAGCAGCAGAAUAGCGGUACAAGGCCACAGAACACCAAUCCCGAAGACCCCCUGGAAAUUAACAACCCAUCCCUUAUGUUCGGGAUAACCUUUGGAAUGAGCCCAUUUUCACUGAACUGUUCCCACUAACCACUAAGGAUCACUCUUUCAAUUAACCCAACUCUUAUCAAUUUUCUAAGACAUGUCUGGUGCAUUCAUUCUGAGAUUGAAGAAAAAUGCUAGUUUUAUUUAAAUCAUUAUCGAUUUAAGAAAUAUUAAAGCAGUAAACGAAUACUUUUCAAACUAAAUGAGCAGUAAAAAUGGGAUCUCACAUGAAGGUUAUGCCUUACAUAUUAUUUUGUUUUCCUUAUUAUCCAUUUAUCUUUUUAUUUUUAUUUUUUUACUUUUUGUUUUGGCUUAGGCUUAAGAAUAAUGUAAAAGCAGUAGCAGCAGCAGUAAGAUUGGCAUUUAAAAAUUGUACGAGAUUAAAGUUGGUCGAUAAUUUACUUGCAUAAUUUACUUGCAUAUAUAUUUUUGACAUAUUUGGAACAAUUGUAGUUCUGAUUUGCUCUUAAGCGCACGCUGCGUAUACGUAACUUCAAGGACUGUAGCUUACUGGAUACUUAAUUACUUUUUUUUGGACAAGUCCUUCGGACAUAAGUCGUUUUAUAAAUGAUUUUGUAGAUCAGGAAUAAGUGGAAGGAAUAUUUGAUUGAUAAGAAAAUAUUGUAAAUUUUUGCUGGGCAUCUAUUAAAGCUUCGCUUGAUGCUAACUUCUCGUACAAUUCACUACAAUUCAAAGGUUGUAUUUUAAUUACACUAUAAGCUGUAAGCCUUUGCCACCCUCGUUCUACGUAUUUUGGCAUUUUCUCGGCUGCCUUUGCUGUCUGGCUCACACUGCGAAUACGUAAUUUCAAUUUAAUAUUGUGUAGAAGAGUGUGCUCGUGUGUGUGUGAAUUUUCGGCUAUCAGUCAAGGGGAACUGCCGGCCCCUGGGAGCCGCUCUUUUUUGCAGCUCAAUUAAAUUGGAAUUUAAUUUCAGGCUUAGACAGACAGCCUCUGGUCAGAGGGGCGUGGCAAGCCUGACCGCCACAUACAGGCCGAAAAUACACACGUACACACACAUACACAUGAUGAUUGGGCAUUGGGCAAGUUUGAUGUUAAUUUCAUUUUUGUUGAUGCUACGAAUUUGCGGCCAGACCCUGGCGGAUCCAGGGCUUUCGAUGAUGCCACUGCCACUGCUGCUGCAGUCAGAAAUAUAGAUACAGAUACUUAGACGGAUAGUGUUGUAGAUACAAAAAGUACGCAUGUCAAUCAAAAUGCAUAAUGAGCUAUAUUCGAUGGCAGAGCACCAAGUGCGCUGCGUGCAAGAACAAGAACCGAUUGUUGUUUUUUUAUACGAUUACGAAUACGAAUAAAUUAACACUGAAGCAAGUUAAAUGGCAUUUUAAAAAAUCAAACGAACAAGAAUUAAGCUAGCCUAAGUUGUUCAAAACUAAUCUAAAGUAAAAACUUAAAACUAAAAACGAAAACUAUACUCCCAAAAUGAAUCAAAAGAAAUCAAAAACUGUCGCAGAAAGGCAUUUACAUUACUAACUAACUGCCAGAAAUACAAAUACAAGUACAUAUAUACAAAAUACAAAAAGCCAAGAAGCAAUUUGCAAACACUAAACAAAAUAGAAAUCACAGAGACAAACAAGAAAUUGUUAAACAUUACAAAACACUCAGAGUUAAGCAAACGAGGUCCCAGAGAUUCAAAGCUUUCCAAGAAAACGAAACAAACCGAUUUUGUCGCUGUAAAUUCCGGAUAAAAAACACUCGUGUCGAGCAUAUUUACUCCGUCCGUUUGUAUUUGUAUUUGCACACACUUGAUUUGGGACACCAACUAAUGCUGACUUCAUUUGCAAUCUCUGAACCGGAACCAUGUAAACAGUACGACCAGUAUUAACCAAACCGAAAUCAUUUUAUCGAUAUAAGAUACUACCCGCUACCACUACCACU